Molecule: messenger RNA, 15517 nt
Organism: Anopheles coustani
Lineage: Eukaryota; Metazoa; Arthropoda; Insecta; Diptera; Culicidae
Gene: Cdep
Product: FERM, ARHGEF and pleckstrin domain-containing protein 2
Exons: 10
Coding region: 1067-15517 (4816 amino acids)
Cellular component (GO): cytoskeleton
Molecular function (GO): cytoskeletal protein binding; guanyl-nucleotide exchange factor activity
Source: RefSeq, a predicted model, not a curated record
GAAAAGAUGAAAAUCGCGUCGUGAUCCGCAGAGAAAGUGCUUGCAAAAUGUAAGUUCCUGUCUUUCCGACACGAUUUGUGCUGUGAAAAGUGUGUUAAUGUGGAUUCAAUCGAGAAAACAUGUAAUGGCAAUAUAAACGAUAAAAACCUAUGAAAAGCCGACGCGAUGAACAAGCAAAACGCAACCGAAACUGGCUAAAACAUCAUCAUCACCGAAUGGCUUCCCAGUAACUCGUCGCACUGGAAGUUGCCGUGUACAUAUAACAUACAACCAUGCGUGUUACGUUAUGAGAAAUAUCAAGCAAAGAUCACACAUCACUAUCAGAGUCAGUAUCAACCAAAAGCGUCGACGGCAGCAGAACGUCAACGUACGGUUUGGAAGGAAAUCAUUCCCAGCCGUGAAUCGAAGCAAGCCGUGAUUGAGCUGAACGAACGACCUCCUGUAGCAAUAUGUUUUGAACGUAGUGUUAUGUUUAGUGUUUUUUAUGUAAUACCAAGUCGUAUAUCGUUAUUUGAGUUGCUGUAAUUAAUCAUACAGCAACCCCAUAUUUUAUUCCGUUGUCGUAUGAGAGGUUUUACCGUGUUUGACCAUUUUUAUUAUCACUCGUUUGAUUGAGUUGCUUGUGAAUUACCAACGAUCAUCUGUUCUGAGCGAGAUUACGGUUUAGUUCCGAGUUAUCCACACGAGGGCGGUGAGAGAUCAGUUUGCUGCUGUUUGGUUAAAGUUUGCGUAACAAACAUCUGCAACUUUUGCUACAAUCACGACACGACGAUGUAUUGACGACGACGACGACGACAACGAUCGGCUGUGUUUGUUUACCGUGAUCAAGAUCGCGGCGUGUUGUGGAGCUAAGAGCGAGGCAAAGUCGGUGACGGUGUUUGCUUAAUGCUGCUUGGUGUAGACGUGACGCGAUUGGUGGUCAGUGGUGUGAAUGAAGUCAGUGUCAAAAAUUACCACAACGAACAACAGUGAGACGACACGAGUGGCACGAACAAAACUAGACAACCGUAACUAAAUCAGUGCUGCAAGCCGAGCAGCGGAAAGGAAAACGAAUAAAACACCGAAAAUGUCUCUAGAUUCGAUGGGUCCAUCGGCCGGCGGUGGAAGCUCCGGGGUCGGCACAUUAUCCGGCACGAGAAUGAUCCACUCGCUGAGCACACCAUCCGGCGUGGAUGGUACGGUGACGGCCUCGCAUUCGCGCGGCGGUAAGAAGCUGGCCGUACGCAUCCAAAUGUUGGACGACUCCGUCACCAUGUUUCAGGUUCAGGCGAAAGCAACUGGAAAAGUUCUGUUCGAGCAAGUCUGUCGGCAGCUGAACCUGCUGGAGGCAGAUUACUUCGGGCUAGAGUACCAGGAAGCCCCGUCCGGAACCAAGUACUGGUUGGAUCUGGAGAAACCGCUCAACCGGCAGGUCGGCCUGUCGCUCGUCGAACCUGUGCUGCGCUUUUGCGUGAAGUUUUACACUCCCGACCCGCUGCAGCUGGAGGAAGAGUACACGCGCUAUCUGUUCUGUCUGCAGGUGAAGCGCGAUCUUGCCACGGGCAGCUUGCAAUGCAACGACAACACGGCGGCCCUCAUGGCUAGCUACAUCGUACAGGCUUCUUGUGGCGACUACGCAGCUGAGGAUUAUCCGGACCAUACCUAUCUGUCGUCGUACCGGUUUGUACCGCAGCAAGAUCAUACGAUGCAGCGGAGAAUCAUGGAGAAUCACAAGAAGCAUGUAGGACAAUCGCCAGCUGAAGCGGAUCUCAAUUUGCUGGAAACGGCCCGUCGCUGCGAGCUGUACGGCAUGAAGAUGCAUCCAGCUAAAGACCACGACGGUGUCCCGUUGAAUCUGGCCGUCGCUCACAUGGGUAUUGCCGUGUUUCAAGGCAUAACACGAAUUAAUACCUUCUCCUGGGCAAAGAUUCGUAAAAUUUCCUUCAAACGCAAGCGUUUCCUCAUCAAACUGCAUCCGGAAAACUAUGUUUACCAUAAAGAUACGGUUGAAUUCUUCUUCGAGGGUCGCAAUGAGUGUAAGAACUUCUGGAAGAAAUGCGUCGAAAACCAUGGAUUCUUCCGUUGCACGGCGGUGCAAAACAUACAGCGCAGGAAAGCGCGAGUACUGUCCAGGGGAAGUUCCUUUAGGUACAGCGGCAAAACACAGAAACAAAUAAUAGAAUUCGUACGGGAUAAUUAUGUGAAGCGUCAAACAUUUCAAAGGUCUCAGUCUUUUCGGCAGGGUCCUCUACAUUCAAGUAACAGAAGUCAAUCACGCACUUCAUGUAAUGUGAAUCAAAGCAUCUCGGCUCAUCCUUUACUUCCGAUCGAAACCGCGGAAUGGGAGCGUCGCAGUCAGAGCAACGUCUUGAGGACGCCUUCUCAGACGAGGAGGCAAGUGGAUAUGGAGGUGGAUCACCUACCCAGCAGUCCUACCGGCCACAGUCGUUCUCAGCUCACGGAAGCCCAGGUGGAGACCUAUCCGACGAAGAGCUAUACCCAGCAAAUGGGAAUGGAGGCCUCGGUCCAGGACUCGAGCCAAUCUGCGUCCCCGGGGGGCACCUGGAGUUCGCCAUACCUCAACAGCAACAGCAGCAGCCAUGCGCGCGAAGCCGAUCGGGCUCGUGCACGUCAAGACGGUCACAGUUCCGGUCUGAGCAACCGCCACUAUGCCACUAUGUCCCCCAAAUACACUCAUCGCAGCCACAGAUUUACCACGCAGCCACAGCAGCUGCUGCAGCAGCAACAGCAGCAGCAGCAGCAGCAGCAGCAGCAGCGUCGGGCCUCAGCCGGGCCGCUGGGCCAACCGGGGGAUCGCAGCAGUUCUAUGGGGGAGACAACGGUCUCCUCCACCAGCCGGGAGAGUGUUUUAUUGCCGCUGGACACUCGCACCAGGCGCUCUUCGGCGCUCCUCCCGGGGGCGGCGUCGGCAUCAACGGCGGCGCUGGCGGGCUCAACGGGGCUGGGAGCCAGCAGCUCUCAAUCCCACAGUGCCACACUAGCCCGUUAUAGCAAUACGAGUACCUAUUCGAUGUCUAAGUCGGUUAGCACCGGGACGGAUCUGUCGGACGAGGUGCCGGACAAUGUCAUCUACUCGGAUAUCAAUGAUCUCUACCGUCAUCGUCGGAAGCUGCCCGGUACCGGUGGUACGGGCACGGACGGUUCUCGCGCUGGAGAAGGGGGGCAGGACGAGGAUGCCGACGAGGUGGGCGAGGAAGAGGAGGAAGAUGAGAUAAUGGAUGAGGUCGAGGACGAGAAUGCGAUCCGUCGCCCGUACCUGGAGGACGAUGAAGAUGACGAUGAGGAUGAAAUUGAUAUCCGUUACGCGACGGCGACGCAGAUCAAAGCGAUGACUUCCGGCACCGGCGGUGGGCCCGUUGGUGGGGAUGCCCCAAAGCCGUCCGUUCCGAGUGACGAACUGUACGCGACAGUGGAUAGGAAAAGUAAGCUGAACAAACAGCGCCAACAACAACAGCAACAGCAACAACAACACAUUCAGGUUCAGGUUGCAAGUUUCAAGACAAAUACUCAUUACCCCGGUAAACAUUUUAGUGACGAAUUCAUAGAUGAUAGCAUAAGAAACUACAAUAGUCAUACGAACAUAAGCACGAACGUGGCGAGCAAGUUGAACGAAUCGAGCUCGGGCACGUUGAACUCCCAGGUCAGCGCCGGUGAGAUGUACAAUCGUUCGGCUCACUUUGACGAGUACUGUGGCAACAAUCGGUACUCGGACACGUCGGAUUACUUCAGCCACAGCCAGCAGCACUACUCCCACUCGCCGAAUUCGCACUCCCUCGCCACGACGAUCACGCACAAAAACGGUCUGACGGAUGACGAUGAGCGCUACUCGUCGUCCAACCCGCCGCCGAUACAUCCCCGAACGUCUCACUCGCUGCCACGCAAUUCGCAGCUGUCGAAGAUUGAAUCCAUCGACUCGAACUAUAGCGGUAGCGGUGGUGGUGGGGGCGGUGGCGGUGGAGGACUGGUUAGUGGAACCGGUGGGUCAGGAGGAGGUGUAAGCGAUCAUAAUUUCAUUGGGCAUCAUUCGCUGACGAACCUUCCAAGUUCGUCGAAGGUGACCAGUGAUUAUCUGCACUAUUCGUCGCUGCUGAAAGGCGGUGGUCCCGGUGGAGAUCCGGAUGAUCCGAUGAAUAGUAAGAAGACGUCCUCGGAGCGGUUGGAGUAUGAGCUUUCGAACGCGAACAUCUACUCGACGGUGCAGUACAAAAACUAUGAAGAUGACUUCGAGGAGGAAGAGUACAUGAACUACCAGCGUCAGCGUGGAGGAGUCGGUGCCGUUUCGAAGGAAGCGUGGCUGAGAAGUAGCUCCUGCAAGGAACUGUGUGACUAUGGGUACGACUCGACGGGACGGGCUGACUUCUCGCUGAUGGAGCGAGAGUUUCUUACGUCCGAUCGCAUCGAUAGCCCGGUGACGAGGUAUGACGAUUCGCGCCACUCGAUGUACGUUCAGAAGUCCAACUACUCGGUGGAGGUGAGCCAGGAGUUUCUGGCCAACGAGGGGAAGGUGUACUCGUCCAGCUAUCCCGGCACGACGUACAACACGAUCGAUCAUACGAGCUACCGUCGGCAGACGAAUCAGAACUUCUACUCCAACUAUGAGUACGGGUCGCAGGACGAUCUGUCGCACGAUAGCUACGAGUUGCUGGAAAAGUCGGACGACGAAUUGUACUACAAGUUUAAGAGCAACUCGGAAGCACACACCCGCUCCUGCUCGCUCGACUCAGGCAAUUAUAUUCCGACCGAUGACGAGAGCAUGCCUGAUCAGCAACAGCAGCAACAACACGAUCACCAUCAUGUGCAUCACGUUUCGCGGCUCUCCAAGUACUGCUCGAGCCUGGAGGCGAAGAGCAAGAGCGCCCCGGACAUGGACGACCUGGACGAUAUGUUCCUCAUGGAAGAUCCCCGCGACCUUCCGCGUGAGAAGUUGUGCGUCAAAUCGGAUGGGAAUUUCUACAAAAAGAUCAAAAUGUCCAUGGGCGGAUCGUCGCGGACGUCCAGUCCGGAGUCGCGAAGCGAUUACUACGAGUCGAAACUGUCGAAGAGUAGCGACUCGAGCAAGAAAUCGAAGGACAGCGUAUACCACACCGAUAGCAACAAGAAAUCCCGUGAGACGCUGAAGAGCAAGUCCGGAUCAGGGUUUAAUUCGCGCGCAUCCAGCCAAGACUCAUCGAAGGAAUCGUUCGGUGGCAUGGAUAUUCUGCUAACGAAGAACUACGAAAUGCCGACGACGACGAGCAAGAAGGCGAAAUACUUGUCGAAGCGGUUCGAUAGCAGUUCCCGUAACUCGAGCCAGGAUUCCAAAAGCGACUACUACGACGCCAGUGAGUUGCAGCAGCAGCAACAACAACAGCAGGGGCUGGACAUCGAUGGGGGUGAGAUGUCGGAUGAGAUUUACUCGCGGGCUAAGGUAAGCCACUCGGACGAGCAGAUCGGUGGGCGAAACACGAUUCCGGACGAUGACAUGGACGAUGAGUUUGUGAUCACCAAGAAUGGCAUCUCAUCGACGUCGGCCAGUUUCUACGACAAUCAAAUCUACUCGUCGACGUUUCCGAGCGCCCAAACAAAACCCUCGAACGGCGGUGGUGGUGGUGUUGGAGGAAGCGGCACCGGUGGCAACAAAACAUCCCACGUACAUUCGAUCAGUCUGCAGAAUGUGGAGCUGGAAAGAAGCUCCCGGUCGGUCGGCUAUUCAGCGUACAAAUCGCCCUCACCGGUCCUACCUCCCGCCGUACCGAAGCCGAUCGAAAAGCAACCGCCCAAAACGACCCACAUUUGGCCGGAAGAGAUCGAGGGUUUACCGACGACCAUCACGGAGAGCCAGCGUAUCGAUCGGUCGCGUGCGUUCCGCAAAAAGUCCGACAGUGAGAACAUUUUCAGCUUCGAUAAGGAGAAGAUCGAAUCGCUGACCAGCAGCUUGAACGACGAAACGCCCACCACCGCGAUCAUGGUGGAGGCGAAGGCGAAGCCGGUAAGCCCGGACUAUCCUCUGACCCCGGAGCUGCUUUCGGAGUUCGACAAGCAGAAGAUUGAGUCACCGCACAUUCUACCGAAGAAGACGCGCAAGGAAGAGUUGAUGGCGAAAACGCACUUUGAAGAGUACACCCCGAAGAUGGUGGGACUGGAGACGGGUUCGGCCAUCGGUGGCAUUCCACCGUACGCCCAUGCGACCGUCGAGCGGACGAAAUCGGAUCCCAACUCGCUCGCCAAUCGGCCCCGGUUGGGGCCGAACUCUCGCCGUCAUACGCUGAUGCAUCAGAAAUCGAUCGAUCUUACGCCGGCCGAUUCGAGCGAGGAGGAGUAUUUGUACAAGCAGAUCCCAAGCGCGCCACCGUUGUGCAAAUCCCACGGCAGCCACUUUGAGCUACCGCAGUCGUACGAAAUGGGCGUAAUCCCGGAUGUCGUGGAGCUCCCGCGCAAUGGGUUCGAGAUGCCGAAGAGUUUCUUCAAGGAUUUCCAGGAGCGUCGUUCGUCGUACAAAACCGUACUGAAGGAUGAUAUUCCGUACGUGCUGCACAAGCGGCACAUCAUGAACGGGACGGCCCCUUCGCCGAUGCUCGAGGGAAAACCGACGCCCCACCGUAGCUACCCCAAGCCGAAGAGUCCCAAGUCCCCGAAGUCCCCGAAGUCUCCCAAAUCACCCAAGAUGCUGUUGAACGAGUCGAAAGGAGCAGGAGAAGGUGGUUCGAAGGAAAACUUACUGCGUGUGAAAGAUGACACGGAGCUGAUGGGGGGUGACCAUGGGGUAGGAGGGAUGGAUGGACAACAGGUUGGCGGUUUUCUUUUCACGCAGAACAUCGAUCUCUCGAAGGUCGAUCCGGUGACGCUCGAGGUGGAUAAAACGGUCCAGACCGUUCAGCUGGCCGGAAGUCCGAAGCGUGACAUCACCAAGCGAAUGGACCCGUUGAUGUUGGAGCAACUGAAUAGUAAGCUGAGCCAGAUCGAGAGUGAUUCAGCUACGAGUUCGAAAACCGAUAGCAAUGCCGCCCACCACCACCAACAACAACAGCAUCAGCAACUGCAACAACAUCAGCAGCGAAAAUUCGAACCGAAACCGGUCGACCUCCCGUACAUGAUCGUGGAGAAGAAGGCCAACGAAGCACUGUCCGUACCGACGAAGCGUGUGGUGAAGACGCGGGUCGCCCCGAUCAAGACCAAGUGUGGUAAGAAACGGAACGCCAAGACGCGCAUCACGUCCUUUUCGUCCGACGACGAGAGUUUGGACUCGGACGACGUGUUCGGUUCGGCCGAAGCGAUGCCGACGAAGCUGGAGUUCUCACCACCCCAGUCGCGCAAAGAGAUCGAACCGAUUCUGAAGCACGAAUCGAGCAAGAUGGCAUCGAACGCAUGGGCACGCGGUCAGACGAUGAGCUCGACGGAGAUCGAAGGUUCACCACCGCAGUGCCGUCGGUUGGCCGAGCUGGAGAGCCGGUACCAUACGGUCAAGCUCGAAACGACACAGCUUACCAGCACGGAGCUACGGCGCAUCUCCGAACGAUCGUUCUCCAUUCCGAGCUCGGAGGAUGAGGGCAAAAAGCAACCGACGGUGAUUUCGUCGAAGGUUGAGGCUGAAUCGACCAAGGCGUACCACCUGAAGGAGCAGAUACCGUCACCGAUCAUCGAGUCGGUUGGGGAACUGAAGGCAUCCGAGGUGGAGGACCGCAAGGAUGGGAUGAGUUUGGGGUUUUCCACGUCCAAGUCAUCGAAACAACAGCCGACGGCGGCGGACGCGGGCGGGAAGAAGACAACGGACGGCACAACGACGGGCACCAAGUUGUCCCCUUCGCGGACAAAGUUGAUUGAAGAGCUGAUCGAUUCAUCGAUCGUGAUGCGCUCGAAGGGGCACGCUCCGAUUUUAUUUGCCCACGCCCGUCUCAACCUAAGUGAAGGGUCGGCAUUUGCAUCGCUCCAGCGACAAAAAGCCACCCUCGAUUCACCGACAUCCGGUCGACGGGCGAAAAGUCUCGAUACGCCGGUCAUCUCACUCCAUAAGCUGCCCCCGAUGAAUGCGUUCUCUUCCAAAGACGACACGGUUGGGUACGAGGAGGAAGAGGAGGUGCUUGAGGUGAAACCACUGCAGCAGCACCAGCAGCAGAAACCGAAGGCGUCCGUGAUCGAGGAGGAAGACCAGGAGGACUCGGUGCACUCGUGCGGCGAUGCGAUCGUCGUGCGCGAUCCGACCAUCUCGCGCCAGACGUCGACGACGGAAGAGGAACGCAAGCACGUGCGGAUCGAAGCGGACGAGCUGGAGUUGCUCGAUCGGUUGAAGUACAUUGAAAAGAUCGAACUGCAAGGCGUUAAGAUUAAGGAAAAGCGUAAGACCAAGACAAAGCUCAAGAGUGGCCAUCAGCUGAUCCUCGAGAUACCGAAGUACAAGUUCGAACCGUUCAGCUCGGGCAAUAGUUCGAUAAAAACGUCUCCCGCCAUCAGCCGGGCAAGCAGCGUGGAAAGUACGGGCAAGGCGCGCCAGAAGACGGACAGUGGCACGCAAACGCCUACGGGCGGUGGGGCGGCCAUCAAACCGCAGCGCAAGUCCACCAGCCCGAAAGGUUCGGAGAAGCUCGUCCAACCGAAGCGCCGAUCGUCGGACGAUGCGAAGAAAUCUCCCUCGCCGAACGAUAUGCUGCGCACGAAGAGCCAGGAAGCGCUGGGCAGGGGCAAGGGUUCGAGUGCGAAGGAGAAAUCCAAGUCGCUGGAGAAGAUGGAACUGAAGCGGCUGGGAAGCAGGGAGCGCAAGUCAACGGAGGAAAGCGAACUGGAGCGUGCCCGGCGUAAGGAGCGCCAGCAGAAGCUGUACGAGUCGGCGAUGAAGCAGACGAUCAACAUGCUCAGCCCGGUGAAGGAUCAGCUGCCACAGUUUCCCGCUCCGGAGGAUAAGAUCUCGGUAAAGACGGAGGGUGACAAGAUUAUCAUCGAUGCCGACAUCAAAUCGAAACCGGAGGAUCACGUGUUUAUUGCGAAGGCUCCCCGGAAGCUGGACUGUGGGUUGGCCAAGAUAAGCCGCAGCUUUGAGGACCAGAAGAGCGUGGAAAAGCUGGACAAGGCGAGCCGCAGCUUCGAUGAUCGCAGUAAGUCGUUCGAUGAUCACUCGGAUCGCUCGGCGGACGAGAGUAGCAUCGUCAUCAAGAGUCCGACACGGUUGAGCCGCAGCCAGGAGCUGAAGCAAAAGAUCGAGGGAUCGGUAGUGCACAAGGGUCGGAUGGAGGGAAAGUCGAAGAGUUUGGAGAAAAAGUCCGAACCGCAGUACCUGGACAUUGAGUACAAGACGCGCAGUCUGGAUCAGAACUACACGGAAAGCAGCGGAUCGUCGUACGGUGGGGGAGGAGGUGAUGCCACUUCGCCCGACUCGGAGGGCGUCAUCGUUGGUCAAUCGGGGACGGGGGCGAUGUCGAGGAAGCAGGAGGUGGUGAAGGUGGACGUACACUCUCCCUCGAAGGUGGAUUCACCCGAUGCGGACAACAAGCAGCAGCCGGGGGGAGCUACGCGAGGUCGCAAGUCGACCACCGACAGUGACAGCAAAUCGAUCGACGAUCCGCGGUCGGGAUCGUCGAGGUUUGAUAAGGGCAAAAGUCUCGAUAACGAUCGGAAAGACAAACCACAGCCGGUGGAAAGACGUGCCCUGUCGCAGCCAGUGUCGGAGUUCGGCGGUGAACUGGACAUGCAGGACAUUAUCUCCGAACGGCGUACGUUGGACUUGAUGAAACGACGAUCGGAGGAGAAAACGUUCGACACGGGCACUCCAAGCAAUGAGGCCGAAACAUCGGAGAAAGGUGUAAAGACGACGAAGCAGGAGGAACCGAUUGCAAAGAAAGCAUCUACGGCGAUGAGAACCGGAAGUGAAGAAUCCCUCACGGAGGUGAGCGAAUUGAAGGAUGCUGAUGUUCAGGACAGUGGCUACCUACCGCCUCCGGUGCGGGUUCCAACGAUCGAGUACGAGGAGCCUUCGAUCGAGGAGGAAGACGUUGUAGAGGAGGACGACGCAUUGGUGGAAGAGUUACCGGUGGAGGUGGUGGUGGUGCGUGACAAGAAGGAAUUUGCGGGAAAGUUGAGCAUGGAGAGAAUGGGAAGCGAUGAAACCGGGUCGUGGGUUACGAUCGCUUGCGAAGAGUUUACCGGCACGGAAGGUGAAGGGAGUACGCAACAGGAUGACCAUCAGCAGGGUCCUCGUUAUCGUGUCGAAUCGCAAGGCACCUUCGAAGACGUGAAGGAUCUAACCAUGCCCGAAUCGGAGGUGGUUCCGCUGGCUGAUGCGCUGACGCAGCCAUCUUCUAACCGAUCGUCACCGUCGGCGUUCGAUCAUCCCUUGCCGCAAGUACCGGACAAGAAACCGGACACUGCGGUGUCUCCGAUUCGGGAAAAACUCGGAAGAGUGCACGCCCCGGACCCGGAAGAGGAUAGGAAGCACGCAUCGCAACGACGGGGUGAUUUCCUACGCCUGUCGAUCGAACGAUCGCGCAGUUCCGAUACGGGUUCGAGCCGCGAGAAUGAGACCAGCCCGAUACGGCACGAUUCGAGUACACCGCGCGGGAAGGGCUCGCUCGAUGAGGAAUCGAGCGUAAGUUGUUCCAUCUCGCGACCGCUGGGGAUAUCGCAAGAUAUGGACUCGCUGGAUCACAUGAAGUGCCGGGAGUUGCGUGAGGCCAUGCUGAAGAUGGAAGAGUACGACGAGGAUGUGGUGGCGAAUGUGAAGAAGGUCUCGCCGACGCUCGAGAAGCAGUAUCCGGUCGAUUUGGGAUCCGGGUCCGAGCUGGACAUUGAGACGACGGAAGAUCGCAUAUCGAGACUUUUGCAGCGAGAGGAAAGUGAAUCUAGCUCCGAUAACGGUGGCGGUAAUGGUUCACGUUUUAACAGCUUCGCUGGGGAUACAGUUGUGGCACAAACUCCCGGAACAACCACCGCAGGGGCAGGAAACGGUGGUUCUGGAACGACACCAAAACCAAGGGUGGUGAAACCCGUUCGUGCCACUCUCCUCCACAAGAAAGUGUGCCGUACGGCGCAACCGAACGAAAAGCAAACGCAACAAACCACGGCCGAGUUGAAGUCGGGCACGCUGAAGCUACUCAGUGCCGACGGAGGCGAUCGGAGUUCGCUCGAGUCCAAAUCGAGUCUCGAAUCGAAGGGCUCGCUGGGAUCGUUUGAGACCGAGAGCAGCUCGGGAUCGCUCGGCGCCGCGCAAAGGAAAGGGGACUUGUCGCAAAAGGAACAGCUGUCCACCUGGCGUCCCUACCCGAUCGAGAGUUCCGGUAGCUCGAGCGUCGAGGACAAUUGGCUGCCGCCGGAGCAGGAGAGUUACGAGAGCUUCGAGCUGGCGACGGAAACGAUCGAGAUACAGAAGAUUGCCGCCCAGGACACGAAGGAACUGUCGCCGGACGAGCAGAAGGAAAGUGACUCGGAUAUACAGGACGAGUUGAGCGAUUUCCCAACGACGUUCGGCUACCCGGAGAUGACUUCCACGCUCGGGAUCGCCAUCAACCCGGUGGACGUGCUUGGGUACGGAGCGAGCUUCGGUGUCGGUCGUACACUGUCCCGCAUUUCGGAGCGUUCGACAAACUCGGAGAAGUCGAGCGGUGAAGAGGUGGCCGAGGCGGAAAAAUCGAGCCUCGAGGAUUUGAGCGUCCACGAUGAGUCGGUCAUUUCCAGCGAACACCAGGCAAGCCUCAGUUCCGAUCUCCAUUCAAACUCGAACCCCGCCUAUAUCUCCGAUGCGGACCGGCGAACGUCUGCCGAAAUGCCUGACAUUCCGUGUGAUUCGGCCGCAGCCGAGCGGCUUUCCGAGAUUUAUCAGAGCAACGUCGUGAAGAACGGACGCUUCACGGUAUCGAGCGUUACCGAUGGGGCUAAGGGUGGCGCUGGUCCCCCUGGAGCUGGGGGUUGCGGUGAUAUAAAACCGGUUGAAAGUAAGCCCGAUCUGCAGUGCCUCUCGGCCGGCGGAGGUAGUCAAGAUUCGGAGGACUGGCCUCUCCCAGACAUUCCGUACGAUAACACGCCAGGGGAACGGUGCGAAGGUGGAGGAAUGGCGAUGCCUGCACCAUUGCGACCAUACUGGACGGAGCAGGCGAUGGCAAGGCAAUCGCAAGAGUCCGAAAACUGGCCCACGCCACCUUCCUCCAGCAUGCUCGAACACGCCCCGAUCGUAGAGAACGUGCAGAUGUUCCGCGUCAUUGAACCGCAGCAUCCGACGCAGGUGAUGGUGGAAUCGUUUACCGAACCGACGACCGGUGGAUCCGACGAUUCCGAUCCGGACUACGCGGAAGUGGCAGGGGAUGACAUACCGGAACCACCGAAGCGUGAUUAUACCAUGUCGACGGAUCCCGGUUCCGGCUCAUGCUCCGGUUCAUCACUUUCCGGCAAAUCCGGAUCGUCUCCCUCCCUUUCGAUGGUGGUGCCGUACGAAAGCACGGCCUAUCUGAUGUCGGCCAUGCAAGAGACCAAGGCAUAUGAAGCGGCCGUUACGUACGAGAAUACGACCUGCUUGAGUAGCAGCCUCGGUCCGACCAGCUGCCUCAAGUCGACAUUCGAAAUAUGCUCCAGUCAGCGAACGGCCGGAUCGUCCGGAACGGCUUCGGGGCUCGGUGGGAAGGAGUCGAAUCCGGAUCGGGUGAUUAUUUCGCAACCGACGAAAUCCCCGCAAAACCUUAGCCCCAUUACCGACGAUGAUUUCUUCAUGAACGACGAAGUGUUUGGGCCGGGCACGGUGAAGAUUGAGAUCUCGCCCGAUGAUAGCAAACCUUUGUCGUCCGGUGCAGGAGGCAGUGGCGGGGGAGGAGGAGGAGGAAGCGGAGGGAUGGAGUAUGGCAGUCAAAAGUUUUCGCGUGGAUCGAACAACUCGGACACCUCGAUCGAUGACAUGCUGUCGACGUCUUGCGCUACGUACAUGGAGGAAACGGUUCGGUUGCGCAAUCUGGAGCCGCGCCGAUUGAGCAACGAGUCGUGCAAGAAGUGCAGCCACAGUUCCCACUCGGAGGAGGAAACGAGCUCGUUCGGCACGGACCUGGACGGGACGGUGAAGAUGGGCCUGCAGCAGAAGCGCUGCACGCACAGUUCGCACUCGGAGGACACCUCGAUUGGUCUUAGCAUUUCGGAGUGGUCGACCGGUACGAACACGGUGCGGCAGUACGCGAACCUGUCCGGCUCGGACAGCCUGUCGGCCGUCUCGAACCACUCCGGCAAUGCCAAGAGCGAAAAGUCGAACCACACCAAGAGCUCGAUCAGCUCGAGUGUCCACAAGUCGACCGAGAGUCUGGACGAGAAGACGAGCGGGGGUAGUUUUUCCAGCAGUAACACCGGUAACCAGGCGAUCGCGCACCAUGCCGCCAACGGGAAGCGCUUCUCGCUGGAGAACGUGUCGGAGAAUGGGGGCGGUGGGCCGCGCUACGAACCCUUCAGCAACUCCGAGACGGACACCAAGUUCUCCUCGGGCACGAAGAGCGACGACACGACGACACUGACGCUGACCGAAAUGGCCCAGACGAUCACGGAGUGGUCGACGAGCAGCAGCAACACGCUGAUCGCACAAGUCGAAGCGAUGAAGCAGCUGGAAGGGACCACUUCUUCUUCGGGCGGUGUGAAAGGGUCCUCCGGAGAGCGUCAUCCACCUCCCACGGGCUCGACGACGCGCACCUUCGAGUAUGUCCCGCUGAAACCACCAAAGGUAGUUAAAAAGAGUGGCACAACCUCGGCCGAGCUGCCAGGCGUUCACCUGAAGCCGGCCGGCUCCAGAAACGUUGUUGUACCGGUUGAGAAGGGAGAAAGCUCCCGGACCAUCACCCAACCGGACGUGAUCCCCGAUCGACCGACAAGACUUCCCCCAAAGAUUGUGGAUGUGAUCGAAAAGUCACCGAAAAGGAUGCCCGUAACUCAGCAACCAUUGCCUCAGGGUAAACCGAACCCUGGAGGAUCAGGGGACGCUCCCGAUUCGGGUGCGACGAAGCGGAAAUCGUUGGAAAUGAUGUCGAAGCGGUACCAGAGCCAGGACAUCUCCGAUACGGAACCAACGUUCACCGAGAAACUGUACGGACAGAACGAGAAGCUGACGGAACGAUAUCAAAGUCAGGAGUUUACACCGUUCACGGCCGCCGCUGCGCCUCCUGCGGUACCUCCACCAAACAAACCGCCCCGCGGGGACUCGCUACCCUCUUCCAGCCCCACACCGAUGGCCGAAAAGCCGCUGGUGAAGCAUCACAGCUACGACGAUAAGACACUCUCGAAGUCGCAGAUCCGCGAGUACAAAACUUCCAAGAUGCGCCACAGCCAGUCGUUCCACGAGCAUCUCGUGUCGUCGGAUUUGAACAAGAUUGUCGAGGAAAGUUUGGGCAGCUCGUCCACGACGACCCACACAAGCGAGGCGACGAGCACGGACAACUCGUCGCCUAUGUUCCCGCGGCCGGAGAAGCUCGUGCGAUGCUCCCCGUACUACUCCAGCAGCCUCAGCUCGGAGUCGCCACCGAUUCAACCGAGUCAGCUGCCGCCACCGGUUCAGAAGCCCCCGCGGAAGAGCUCGCUUCCGCGAAACUUUGUCCCGAAGAGCCCACCGAGUGGUAACGACACCGACAGUUCGCUCGAUCAUCGCGCCCAAGAUCCGAAGCUACGAUCGCGGGGAUAUCGUAAGAAACGGACGGUUCCGCUGAAGAAGAGUCGUCUCGAUCGACCGCUUGAGCAUCAGGAGAGCUCGGAGUGCUCGGAGGGAUACUUUCCGGAGAUGGAAUCGGGAUCCUCGGAGGCGGUGAUGAUGGAUCAGGCACAGUACCACCGCUAUCCGGACUUCGAGGAGGAGCUUGAGCAGCUCCCGGAGGACUACGAGGACGAAACGUACCGUGCGGACGAGGACGAGGUAACACCGAGCCGGAACGGAGCCGGAGUGUACCCGAGCGCUUCCUACUCGAACAAAUUCGAGGGUCUCGAUAUGACGGAGAACGUCGACGAGAUGGGUUUCCCGCGGUACGAUCGGCUCGGUCACAUAACCAACCCGAACCUUUACAAAUCGGACACUCCUUCGCCGCCGGUCAAACCGGCCCGCCAGCGUCGCUUGAAGCAGACCAAGCGGGACGAUCCGGCUGACCUCGAGUACCAGGGCGUACAGUAUACGCCCGAGAGUGGCAGCUGCUCCGAGACGAAGGCGGGUCUCUCGGACGAUGUGUGCUACUCCAGCGAGGACAGCUUCGCGGCGGGAUACAACCGAACCGGCCCGAACGCCGGCAGUAGCUCGCGGUAUCAGAAAAACGUCGAAAUUCCCUAUCCGGAUUUCCUCUCCGACUACGAGAACGAGUCGUCGUCGGCGUGCUCAUACGCUCGGCGUAUGGAGCAGGAUCGGCAUCGGUACGUCGAGAUGGAACUGCAACACCAACCACCUCCUCACCACGAGCCGUACACCGAGUCGGAGAAAAGUGCCGACGGUUCGGCGGUGGAGUUCGAUCUGAAAACGCUCCCUCCUCCGAUCUACGUGGAGGAGGAAGAGGAAGAUGGUGGCCAUGGUCCGGACGAAGGGGACGAGGACGAAGACGAGCAGGACAAUGCCGUUUAA